This is a messenger RNA of Selaginella moellendorffii, 1946 nucleotides long. RefSeq names its product pentatricopeptide repeat-containing protein At3g06430, chloroplastic-like. The record is from RefSeq and is a predicted model, not a curated record. Gene Ontology annotation, molecular function: protein binding; mRNA binding. The transcript has 2 exons. NCBI's taxonomy places the organism in Eukaryota, Viridiplantae, Streptophyta, Lycopodiopsida, Selaginellales, Selaginellaceae. The coding region runs from base 1 to 1755 and encodes 584 amino acids.
AUGGCGAUGGUGAGCGGCGGCGUCGCGUCCCGGGCGCUCCUCCGCGUGCUGGGCAGGCGGCGCUGCCUCCACAUUUCGGCGCUCGCAUUGUCCACACCGCGCGGCACCGACAGAGGAUUCGUUCUCUCUCGCGGUGAGUUCACAGCAUUGGCGCCCGCGGCAAGGCGAUCGGGAUGGACGGGUCUGUCCAUUCCAGGUUCGCGUCUCUAUUCCAGGUUGAUCUCCCCGCUCGUGAAGCCGCAAGAGUAUGAUGUGGAUGCCUGGAGCGACACUCCUUAUCUCGAGUACAUUGUGGGAUUGGAGCCGGAGGGAUCCACUCCGGCCACUUCCACUGGCGGAUCGACGCUGGCGGGAGUCAGGGGUGACAAGAGGCCGCAUCCCGGCUACGCAGCGCGGCUCAUCCGGCUCAGGAUCGAGAAUGGUGCCGCUGUCAAGGCGAGAGAGGCCAUCCUCGACGAGAAGAGCUACAUGAGAGACUUUGGAAGGUUUUGGAUUCCAAUGGUGGCCGAUCUCAUGGGAGGACCGCAUCACCACCACAGUCUGGAGAUCUUCACUUGGAUGAAAGACCAUCCUACUGUUCUAAAAUCCGCGAGGGUCAUGGAGCUCGACCGGCUCUACUCGAUGAUGAUCUCCUACGCCGGCGUGGUCGGGCACACAAUGCUGGCUCGGAGCUGGUUUGACGACAUGUUCGAGAAGGGAAUGAGGAAAUCCAGCCAGUGCUGUAACGCGCUCAUCAUCGCCUACGCCAAGGACAACGACCUCGACAGCGCCAUGCAAAUCCUCCACGGCAUGAAGCAGUUCUCCCGCGAGUGCUCGCCAAACGCCAUGACGUACCACAUCCUCAUCGCCAUGUUUGCGCGCUACCACCACUGGCAAGGCCUCGAGGCCAUGGUGAGGGAGUGCCGGGAUGCCGGGCUCUCGCCCGACGCCAUAACUUUCAACACGCUCUUGCACGCCUACGCGAAAAUGGGACGCAUGGACAGGUUCGAGAGCACGUUCCAGGAGAUGGAGCGGGUUUGCAGGAAAGGUGACGAGCCUUUCAAGCGAAGCCCGGAGACCUUCGCCGCGCUGCUCAUCGGCUAUUCUCGCCUGGACGCGCUGGGCAGGUUCCACCAGGUUCUCAGCGAGAUGCGAGAGGAAAGCUCCCAGCUGCCGCAGAACAUCGCGGUUCCGGCGGUGGAGGAGGCCGCCAAGGCUCACAGCAGGACUGCGACCGUGGAAGGGAUAGAGAAGCUGAUCGAGUUUGUGGAGACAACUCCAGAGAUCGCAUCGACGUCGGCGUUCCAGAGCUAUGUCGUUGAGUCGUAUGCGCAAUGCGGCCGGCUCGAGGAGAUCGAGAACUACUUGGGAGGAGUGAUCGACCGCAAGGAUGGCAGCUUUGUGGAGGACCCAGCGUUUGAGUCCAUGGUGGGAGCUUUUGGCCGGAGAGGCGUGGAACAGCCCGAGAGCAAAGCGGUGGAGAGGGUGUACACGAUCUACGCGAAGUGUAGAGAGGCGGGUAUGGAGCUAAGUUUGCAUUGCUACGAGAGUGUCGUGUCGGAGAUGGCCAGGGCAGGGAGUUACGAGAGGAUGGAGGAGGUGGCCGCGGACAUGGAGGCGGCAGGGGCAAAAUGGCCGGCCAAAACGCUACGAGCUCUUCUGGAUGCGUACCAGAGAUCUGGGAAUGGCGCAAAGGUGGCGGAGAUGUCCGAGAGGCUGAAAGAUGUAUCGCAAGAAGCGGAGAUGCCAGACACCAAGGUUGCGGCUGCUUGCUGAGUAAUGAUUGUAGUCCAUGUAUUUUAGAGAUGGUAUACAAGCUUUCAACUAUCAUGGCGUCCAAAUCGUCUGUUUCCUCCCUGAAACUCCACCAGAGCUCUCACGUAAGCUUCCUCUCGGAAAUCGGGCCAUAACUUUCUGUCAAACACCAAUUCUGUGAAGAUGAAGUUGUUCACUAUGAAGUUGCUCAA